Molecule: messenger RNA, 1145 nt
Organism: Pristis pectinata (smalltooth sawfish)
Lineage: Eukaryota; Metazoa; Chordata; Chondrichthyes; Rhinopristiformes; Pristidae
Gene: pane1
Product: proliferation associated nuclear element
Exons: 6
Coding region: 192-641 (149 amino acids)
Source: RefSeq, a predicted model, not a curated record
CUCCCCUCCCCCCACAUUCAACAUCUGCAUACACCCCAGUGUGUUGAUCAGAGGCAGGAGGGUGGUGGGGAGGACGUGAUCAGGUGUUGUGGUUGUCCUCUUAUCUCCGCAGCCUGGUUGGAUGUGUCUCUGAGCCUGCUGCUGAGGAGUUAGUUGGAGCUGAAGGUCUUCCUCUCGACCAGCUUGCGGCAAUGAUUCUGAAGGAGAACAAGUCCUUUGAAGUGAAUGUCCAUUUAGCAAAAUGUCUGCCAUUACCAGUGGAAAAUGACCACACCCGUCCUCGGAUAGACCUCAUUGUGUUCCUAAUGGAUAUGCGUAGUCAGCACAGUGUAGAAACUGUGAGGUCAUCAUUGGCCUAUGUUGAUGUGAACUACUUUCUUGGAAAAGUUUGCUUCCUGGCAGCUGGGGACAAGUCUGUUAAACACCAGUCAGUGGACAUGUACACUCUGAAGCAACUGGCAGAUUCGUACUUGAGCCCUCUGAUUCUCGCUGAGCUUGAGUCCACAGAGAGAAGAGCAGUGAUAGCCAAGAGACUUCUUCAGAUGUUGAAGGUAGCUGCUGGCCUGGUCCCAGGUGUCUCGGCCCUUGCUCUCAGUUCUCUGAUAAGACCUUCCUUCAAGACUGAAGUUGAGAGAUGCUAAACAGUCUAUUGUGUUAUGGGCAUCUCCAACUUAUGAUUGCGAAGCCACCCAUUUUUUUCUUAACGUAUCUUGUGCAAUGUCUUGAACUUAAAUUUAUAUUUGAAUUUCCCCCCCCAAUAAAUGUUUUGGAAGCAAUCAUCUCAACCCUGUUUCCCUUAAAUAUAAUUGAGAUGUCGGGUAAUUAUUGUGCAUGUGGCUGACUUGCUGUCUCACUGUAUGAAAAGUCAGAGUUAAAAGGAAGGUUUGGAUGCAAUGUAAAGCAUUUUUGGGGCAACCCUGUUGCGCCAAUGAACAAUUGGUAUUUGACGGUGGGGGUGGGACUUGGAAAGAGGUUGAAUUCUGAAUGGAGAAAGUUUGAACUAGAUUUCAACAAAGAAUGAAUGUGGAUUUUUCAGUCUUGGAUUCUAAGGAAAUGGUUUCAUACUACUCCUAUGAUGCUUGUAAAUAAUGCAGUGUGCAGUAGAAACAAAGUAUACAUUAAACGUUUUGUCAGUCUCAAAUUAA